AUGGGCAACUUGAUAUCUCAACAAUUCGUUCGACUUCCGUACCCGACGGCGUCCUUUUCGGGAAAGACGGUCAUCGUGACGGGGAGCAACACCGGGUUGGGGAAAGAAGCGGCUCGACACUUUGCUCGCCUCGGGGCCGCGAAGCUCAUCCUCGCCGUACGAAACACGGCCGCCGGCGAGGCCGCCAAGAAGGACAUUGAAGCCACGACCGACUGCGACGCCUCCGUCAUCCAAGUCUGGCAUCUGGACCUGGCGUCGUACGACUCUGUGCGGGCAUUCGCCAAACGAGCCACCGACGACCUUUCGCGGGUUGACGUCCUGUUGGAGAACGCCGGAGUCGCCACGUUCAAAUGGGACCUCGCCGAGGGCCACGAGCGUACCGUCACGGUCAACGUGCUGUCGACGUUCCUGCUUGCCCUUCUCAUGCUUCCCAAACUGAGGGCCACGGCCAAGGAGACCAGCACCACCCCGACCUUGACCGUCGUCUCGUCCGAGGUCCACGGCAUGUCCAAGUUUCCCGAGUGGAGGGAGCCAAACACCUUUGACGCGCUCGACGACAAGACCAAGACCGACUUCAAGGAACGGUACCCGACGAGCAAACUGCUCGAGGUCCUCGCCGUCCGCGCCAUGGUCCCCAGGAUGCGUGGGGAGGGCGAGGUCACCGUCAACUACCUCAACCCUGGCCUGUGCCAUUCCGAACUCGCCCGCGAAGGCGGACUGACCUUCACCGUCCUCAAGUUCUUGUUUGCACGUACCACCGAGGUCGGUAGUCGGACGUUGGUGGCGGCCGCGGCGGCCGGACCCAAGAGCCACGGCAAGUACAUGACCAAUUCAAAGGUCGACGACGAUGCAUUGUCCUCGUUUGUCAGGAGUGAGGAUGGAAAAAAGGCUAGCGAGAAGGUUUGGAAGGAGUUGGUCGAGAUUUUGGAAAAGGCCGAGCCUGGUGUUGUCGGCGAGAACUUGUGAUGGAUACACCUCGCGACGAGCGCGUCGGACUGUGUGAAACUCGUG
This is a messenger RNA of Exophiala oligosperma, 1011 nucleotides long. RefSeq lists its product as uncharacterized. Lineage: Eukaryota; Fungi; Ascomycota; Eurotiomycetes; Chaetothyriales; Herpotrichiellaceae. The transcript has a single exon. The record is from RefSeq and is a predicted model, not a curated record. The coding region runs from base 1 to 966 and encodes 321 amino acids.